Arabidopsis lyrata subsp. lyrata is the source of this 1630-nucleotide messenger RNA. RefSeq names its product AAA-ATPase At2g18190. The transcript is spliced from 3 exons. The record is from RefSeq and is a predicted model, not a curated record. Gene Ontology annotation, molecular function: ATP binding; ATP hydrolysis activity. The coding region runs from base 115 to 1575 and encodes 486 amino acids. NCBI's taxonomy places the organism in Eukaryota, Viridiplantae, Streptophyta, Magnoliopsida, Brassicales, Brassicaceae.
GUUCUCUAUAUAAAAUUAUAAAACUCUCACAGUUUUAACUCAUCCCAACACUUCUAAAACCCUAGCUAGGUCAUAAGAAAUCCGCAAGAUCUUUGUGGAUUUCGGUUAACAGAGAUGUUUCCUUCAUCCAAUUUCUCUUUCUCACCAUCGUCGCUGUUCUCAGCGUACGCAUCCUUAACCGGAUUCUUGAUGCUCUUUAGAUCGUUGUUCAAUGAUAUCGUACCAGAGAGGCUCCGAUCAUACAUCACCGACUUACUCAACCGGUUCUUGACUCCGAAAUCAAAGAAUUUGACUAUGGUUAUCGACGAGAUGAUCGGAUAUAAGAGGAACCAAGUUUUUGACGCGGCGGAGAUGUACCUCCGGAACAAAAUCGGACCAGAGACAGCACGUUUUCGAGUAGGUAAACUCCCAAAGCAUAAGCACUUCACAAUAUCGAUCGUGAAAGGCGAAGAGAUCUUGGAUACUUUCGAGAAUUGCGAACUGAGAUGGAGUUACAUUGUAUCAGAGAAUGAGACAAGCGGAGAAGAGAAACGUUCCUACGAGCUCACGUUCGAGAAGAAGCUUAGAGAUAAAGUCAUGAACUCCUAUUUAAGCCACGUUGUAGCCGAAUCCGAGGAGAUUAAGAGGAAUCUGAGAGCGGUGAAGCUUUAUAGCAAAGAUGUGAGUGCGAGCAAAGAUGAUGAUGGAAUGGCUGGUGGUUGUUGGGGGUGUAUCAAUCUCGAGCAUCCAUCAACAUUCGAAACAUUGGCGAUGGAUCCGGGUGCGAAGAAGAAGAUUAUCGAUGAUUUGGAGAGGUUUUUGAAGAGAAGAGAGUUUUACAAAAGAGUUGGUAAAGCUUGGAAACGAGGUUACUUGUUGUAUGGUCCACCAGGGACCGGUAAAUCUAGCUUGAUUGCUGCGAUGGCUAAUUACUUAAAGUUUGAUGUGUUUGAUCUUGAUCUUAGUAGUAUUUAUGGAAAUGCUCAGCUAAAGAGAAUCUUGUUAUCAACCACGAAUCGUUCGAUUUUGGUUAUUGAGGAUAUUGAUUGUAGUAGUGCCGAGGUGGUAGAUAGGGAAGCUGAGUAUCAAGAAUACGAAGAGGGUUAUUAUGGAAAGGUGACUCUAUCAGGGCUUUUGAAUUUCAUUGAUGGGUUAUGGUCAAGUUUUGGGGAUGAGAGAAUCAUCGUGUUCACGACGAAUCACAAAGAACGGCUUGACCCUGCUCUGUUACGUCCUGGAAGAAUGGAUGUGCAUAUCAACAUGUCUUAUUCUACUGGUCUAGGGUUUAGGACAUUGGUCUCUAACUAUCUCGGUUUAGAUGGCUUAAACCAUCCUCUAUGUGAAGAAAUUGAGGCGCUGAUUGAUUCCACAGAGGUGACUCCGGCUGAGUUAGCUGAAGAGCUAAUGCAAGACGAUGACACGGAUGUUGUUCUUCGUGGAGUAGUUAGCUUUGUUGAGAACAGAAAGUUCGAGACAAGCAAAACCAAGGAGCUGGAGGAUUCUAAUUGUAAACUACUUGAUGGUGACGAAAAACACAAUGGUUCGAAGAAGAAGAAGAAAGGGAAAGGAAAAGGGAAAGGAAAGGCAUUAGGUUAAUCAGUUUGGUUUGAAGUUUUUUAUUUACUUUAGAAGAUAGGUGUAUUCGAGAAAU